AUGGAAGCAAUUGAUCACUGGGAGCAUGGGAUGACCAUGAAAGUCAAACAAGCUGCUGAUGAAACAGGACAAAAGGUUGUUCAAUUUCAAGAAAUUGCAGAUGUGCAGCAAACUAAAUUGCCAUUAAAAGAUGCAUUCGAUUUUAGUCAGUUAACUACAGCAAAACCAAGAUUAGUUGUUGAUAUCCCUAAUGGUGAAUGGAGUGUGUCUGGUGCCUCAUUCAAUUCCUUUCUUCAUUAUCGACAUGAUGUAGCAACUCAAAAGCUUUGGUCAAUGAAGACAAAUAAUAAUCAAACUGUAAUAAAAUGGAACAAUAAUGAAAUAACUUAUAUGUGUUGGUCAAUACAUCCAAAUCAAUUCAUACUACUUGCGCUCACCAGAAUCUAUACCUGUGAUGAACGAACAAAUCAAAUUCAGCAAACAUCGUUAGAAUCAAAUGAUGUGAUCUUUGGUGAUCCGGGAAAUAUUCCUGACCAUGAACUAGAAAAAAAACUUAAAAAACAGGUACUGAUAAGACUGGUCACUGGUGAAAAUUCGUUGUCUCGAACAACAAAUGGACUAUUUCGAAGAGGGGCUAAACGUAUAGAUAAUAUUUUCCCUAGUCCAAGACUUCAAGAAGAUGAUGUUCCUAAACAACUCUUUGAUGAACUAGGCUUUCAAUGGAUGUAUGAUGAAGAGGGAUCUGAUGAUAAGAAGGAUAGUACGGACGAGCUGCAAGACUCGAUCGGUCCAAUUAGAAGGAGAAAGAAGGUUAAAGCGGUUACACCUUACUCAGCUCCACGUCGGUCGUCUCGGUUACGUGAUAAGCAGUUAAGAAUAUCCCAGACAACUGAAACUAAUGACACACAACUGUUUGUUCCACAAUUAAAUUCAACGACUACCAAUGGAAAUUCUACAAGUAGUGAAGAUGAUAAGAGGGCUAAAUCGUCUUUAGCAAAGCAUAAAAGUGAAACAGAACACAAAAUCGAUUGGAAAACUUUGAAGUUAUUUAUCAUGAUAAUCAUUCGUACCAUUUACUCAUAA
Molecule: messenger RNA, 1023 nt
Organism: Didymodactylos carnosus
Lineage: Eukaryota; Metazoa; Rotifera; Eurotatoria; Philodinida; Philodinidae
Source: the annotation of a GenBank genome assembly